Molecule: messenger RNA, 822 nt
Organism: Aspergillus fischeri NRRL 181
Lineage: Eukaryota; Fungi; Ascomycota; Eurotiomycetes; Eurotiales; Aspergillaceae
Product: putative secreted glycosyl hydrolase
Exons: 1
Coding region: 1-822 (273 amino acids)
Biological process (GO): peptidoglycan catabolic process; cell wall macromolecule catabolic process; carbohydrate catabolic process
Molecular function (GO): lysozyme activity
Source: RefSeq, a predicted model, not a curated record
AUGCAGUUUUCUAUGCCGUGGUGGCUGCUCCUAGGCCUUUUGUCUCUCGCUUCUGCAGCUGCGACACAGAAUGGAACUGAAGGAAUCGAUCUCUUUGAGGUCCAUCUGCCUGUAAACUGGAAGGACGCAGUUGCCAACGGGGUAAAGUUUGUCUUCGUCAAGGUGGGUGAGACUGAUCAAAAUGAUCGACGUGUCCAUUCUCCGUUUCUCUCUUGUUUCUCUCCAAUUAUAUUUGUAUGGUCUGGCCCCGGACUUAUUGUUGACCGACGCUCGCGACAGGCAACUGAAGGCAUCAACUACCAAAACGUACGCUUCCCUUUUCAAAAUACCGGCGCACUCGCUGCCGGGAUCGCCCAUGGCGCAGUCCACUUCGCAGCUGCGGCAGAAAGCAGCGGAGCCGAUCAAGCAGACUUCUUCAUCGAACAUGGGGGGAACUGGACCGCGGAUGGACAGACGCUGCCUGGGGUGCUGGAGAUGGAGGGCAAUAUUGCGGGGAAGCUUUGUCAUGGGAUGACGCCGACAGAAAUCACGGACUGGAUGCUUGACUUCUCUCACAGGUACAAGUUCCGGACGGGUCGAACGCCGAUCCUGUUCCUCUCGGCGGGCUGGUGGGCGAAGUGCGCUGGGAACAAUGCCACGUUUGGCGCGGAGCAUGCAUUAUGGUUGGCGAAUUGGGCUGAGGAGAUGGGCACGCUGCCGGUAGGCUGGCAGGCUGCUAUGUUCUGGCAAUAUGCCGGUUGGAGUAAGAAUGGAGGAGAGGCAAAUGUGUUUUUUGGUAGUUCCAAGGACUUGGUAAAGUUUGCAAUGGGAGCUGAUGAGUGA